GAGAAAGUGUGUGUGUGUGUGUGUGUGUGUGUGUGUGUGUGUUCAUUUCGAAUAUCUAAGUUUGUUAUGCAAGCUUUGUAACAUGUGACGGUAACAUGAUCACAUGAUCAGACCACCGAACAGUGUAUGAAGACACUGUGAUCAGAUGGAAUAUUAAUACGCAUCAGCAGUAAAUAUCUGUGUGUUUAUACAGCACACAGAGCAGUAUGUACAGGUAGAGGUAAGCAGAGAGUCUGCGCUUUAGAACAGACAGGUACUGCAUGUGUCACGUGGGUUUAGCCACUUCAGGAGACGAGCAGCAGGUCCUGAGUCUGUGACCAUGAAGUCCCUCGUUCCCCUGCAGAGAUGAGCUCGAGUGUCCUGGAUGAGCAGAACUUCCAUCACUGCUGUCGGCUCCUCCUGCAGCAGUCAGAGCAGCUGAAAGACGGCUGGAGCUGGGAAGCAGUCCAGGGUUCAGAGGAGGGCUACCUGAGGAAGACUGCUCUCAGGUCAGUUGUCACUGACUCGAGGCCCGUGUGGGACCAUGAAGGAUCAAGUUCAGAAUCAGAGCCACACACUCCCUGUCACACGGGGCUGGAUCAGUCUGGUCUUGUUGCCCCAGUUGAUGCUGACAGCAUCGAAGGUGACAUAGAUGAUGAAGAAGAUGAAGGUGAAGAUGAAGGUGCCUGUACGGUGUCUGAAGGCAGCAGCCAGGUGCUUCAGUACGAGUAUCACAUCGUGUACUCUUGCAGCUAUUGUACUCCUGUGCUCUAUUUCAGAGCCUCCACUCUGGAGGGGAAGAGCCUGUCAUUAGAGGAGGUGUGGAGCUCUGUUCAUCCAAACUUCAGGCUCCGACUUCAGAAUAGUCCUUUGAAUACAAUCACUCUGCAGGAGCAUCCCCUGCUGGGUCAACCUUUCUUCAUGCUCCAUCCCUGCAGGACAGAGGAGUUCAUGAGGCCUGUGCUGCAGGCGGCUCAGGACCAACACAGACCGGUGAACUACGUGUUGUCGUGGCUCAGUGUGGUGGGUCCUGUGGUGGGUCUGGACGUCCCUCUGAAGUACUCCACCCAGCUCCAUCCAACAGCCUCACUCAGCAGCACCAAGCCAGACUGAAGCUUAACCUGCUCUGCUUCACUCUCUGUCAGCAUCACUGUGGAGUAGUCUACACAGAGGCCGGACUAUCACCCAGGGGACGCAGGCAACUGUCUCAGCACCGAAGACCCUCAGAGUCCCCUGAAAGUCCAAGGUUGCCUGUGCCAGUUACCUCAUGUUCGUUUGUUUGGAAAUAUGCUAAACUACAAUGAAAACUGAAAUAGUAAAAAGGCUGAUGUAGCUUCUGCA
Molecule: messenger RNA, 1320 nt
Organism: Larimichthys crocea (large yellow croaker)
Lineage: Eukaryota; Metazoa; Chordata; Actinopteri; Sciaenidae
Gene: atg10
Product: ATG10 autophagy related 10 homolog (S. cerevisiae)
Exons: 7
Coding region: 346-1092 (248 amino acids)
Biological process (GO): protein lipidation; autophagosome assembly; autophagy of mitochondrion
Cellular component (GO): cytosol
Molecular function (GO): Atg12 conjugating enzyme activity
Source: RefSeq, a predicted model, not a curated record